AUGGAUCCAGCCUUGCUCAAAGAGAGAGAACUAUUCAAAAAGAAGGCUCUGACAACACCUACGGUAGAAAAGAAAAAAUCUGAGCCAAAAUCUGAAAUCCCCAGAGAUGAUAAGAAAAAAUCUAAAUCUUCAAGUAACAGCAACUCUGCUCCUAAGCUUGACAUCAAUACAUACAAGACAGCUUCAGGUAGUUCCCAAUAUCGUUUUGGUGUGCUAGCAAAAAUUGUGAAACACAUGAGAACAAGACAUCAAGAUGGUGAAACAUACCCACUCACAUUAGAGGAAAUUUUAGAUGAAACAAAUCAACUUGAUGUAGGAAACAAAGUGAAACAGUGGCUGCAAACUGAAGCUCUUUUGAAUAAUCCAAAAAUAGAGGUUACUCCAGAUAAUAAAUUUGUAUUCAAAGCUCUUUAUAGACUAAAGGAUAGAAAGAGUUUACUGAAAUUACUGAAACAACAAGAUCUCAAAGGGUUAGGUGGUGUAUUGUUGGAUGAUGUCCAAGAGUCAUUACCACAUUGUGAAAAGGCCUUAAGGAUAUUACAAAAUCAAAAUGAAAUUAUAUUCAUCACAAGACCCAUGGACAAAAAGAAAGUCCUUUUUUAUAAUGACAGAACUGCUAGUCUACCCAUUGAUGAAGAAUUCCAAAAAUUAUGGAGAUCUGUAGCAGUUGAUGCCAUGGAUGAUGCCAAAAUAGAAGAAUAUUUGGAUAAACAAGGGAUUCGUUCGAUGCAGGAUCAUGGCCCCAAAAAACCUGUGGCACCUAAAAGGAAAAAGGCUGGGAACCGCAAAAAAGUAUUUAAGAAACCAAGAGAUAAUGAUCAUUUAGCUGAUGUAUUAGAAACAUAUGAAAAUGAUACUUUAACACUGAAAAACUCUGUCUGA
This is a messenger RNA of Phaedon cochleariae (mustard beetle), 882 nucleotides long. The record is from the annotation of a GenBank genome assembly. NCBI's taxonomy places the organism in Eukaryota, Metazoa, Arthropoda, Insecta, Coleoptera, Chrysomelidae.